Molecule: messenger RNA, 1872 nt
Organism: Mesorhabditis spiculigera
Lineage: Eukaryota; Metazoa; Nematoda; Chromadorea; Rhabditida; Rhabditidae
Source: the annotation of a GenBank genome assembly
AUGUCAGUGCAACCUGUCAACCCGAAGCCCUUCCUCAAUGGAUUGAUCGGGAAACCGGUGGUCUGCAAGCUAAAAUGGGGAAUGGAAUAUCGAGGCACGCUGCUCUCGGUUGACGGAUAUAUGAACGCCCAGCUCGGCAACGCGGAAGAAUACAUUGACGGCACCAACACGGGACAACUAGGCGAGAUCAUGAUCAGGGAGCUGCUGCAAGAGAACGUGAUCCGCGGAAAGGGAGUAUUGACUCGCUCCAUCAUCCAAGCUCAAGCUUUCUCCCCUACAUUCUCUCACGUAUACGCCGCCCUGGUUGCUGUCAUCAACUCGAAAUUCCCGUCCGUCGGAGAAUUGACACUAAAGCGUCUAGUCGUGCAAUUCAAGCGCUCUUUCCGACGUAACGACAAGGCGACGACGGUCACUGUAUCAAAAUUCAUUGCUCAUUUGAUCAACCAGCAAGUGGCUCACGAGCUGCUGUCGAUGGAGAUUAUGCUACUCAUGCUGCAGAAGCCCACCGAAGAUUCUGUGGAGGUCUGCAUCGCUUUCCUGAAGGAAUGCGGUGCGAAGCUGGCAGAUAUCGCUCCGCGCGCUCUCGAUUCCGUGUUUGCCCGUUUGCGUAACAUCCUUGCUGAGGCCCAGCUGGACUCCCGCAUUCGCUACAUGAUUGAGACGGCGAUGGCCGUGCGAAGGGACAAAUUUGCGGAUUACCCAGCAUUGGUCGACGAACUCGACUUGAUCUCUGAAGAGGAUCAAAUCACUCACACGCUCUCGUUGGAAGACGCUACGGAUCCUGAGAAUAUGCUUAAUAUCUUCAAAAUGGACCCUGAAUUCGAAAAGAACGAAGCUGCCUAUGAAGAAAUCCGCGAACAGAUCAUUGGUGAUGCCGGGGAAAGUAGCGAAGAAGAAUCAGACGAUGAAGAUGAAGAUGAGGAGAACAAGGAGCAAGGGGGAGCCGGAAAAGCCGAGCCCAUGGAGAUUAUCGACAACACUGAGCAGAAUAUGGUCGCCUUCCGUCGUGAAGUCUACCUGACCAUCCAAUCGUCGCUAGAUUACCAAGAAGCUGCCCACAAGCUGCUGAAGAUGGGUGUCAAGCCGGAAAUGGAGCCCGAGCUCAUUCACAUGCUGGUCGAUUGCUGCGCUCAACAACGCACCGAAAUGAAGCUCAACGAAAAUGAUACAACAUCUUCCGGCCGUAUCUACAUCAAGACCAUCUUCCUGGAACUCGCGCAGAUGAUGGGGCUUGUGAAACUUUACGAGCGCAUUCGUGACACGACCCUGCAAGCGGCCUUUGAAGGUCUCUUCCCGCGUGACAAUCCAGCCAACACUCGCUUCGCCAUCAACUUUUUCACAUUGAUUGGGCUCGGCGGAUUAACAAGGCACGAGCGCCGGGAUCGGGAAAAGGACCGCGACGACGAUCGUGACAGGAGAAGAAAGCGUAGCGAGUCGCCACGUCGUGAGCGACGCGAUCGAGACCGUGAGCGCGGAGACGGGGACCGUGGCCGCGUGAACCAGCUCGGCGGCGUGUUCAUCAACGGCCGGCCACUGCCGCAGCAUAUACGGGCGAAAAUCGUCGAGAUGGCGGGGAAUGGCGUGAAGUUGCUGCUCGAGGAGACUUUCCGAAAGAAUACGUACCCGGACGCUGCCGAGCGCGAAUCGCUGGCGAUGCGGACGAAGCUGAACGAGGAGAAGAUUAUGACCUGGUUUUCGAAUCGACGCGCACGCUGCCGGAAAAGUAUCCCACUGAAUUUUGCUGCCAAUUUGUCGGGUCUUGUCGCGCCUGCAAUGCAACCACAACAGACGCCUCUCCCCUUCCCGCCAGGCCUUCAAUUCCUGCUGCCGCCGCAAUUCCUCUUCCCCCAGUUCCUCGGCAUCAACACUCAA